CACCCCACUCAUAGUGUAGGGCGGGGAGUGCCGCAGGCCCACUGUAGUGUACGGCGUAUCCCGUGGUUAGAGGAGGCGGAGACGGGACCCGAUGUUACGUCAGCAGGUCACGUGCUCCUAGAUCUACCUACAGAAGAUGUCACCGGCUGGGAGGGUGAUAGUGGCGAGAAACCUGCUGGCCCUAGCGGUCGGUACGGGUGUCUGCUACUGCGUCUACAGAGCGCUGUCAGCUGGAAGGAAGAAGCACGAGAGCGGUACACGGGACAGAGCGCCACCUGGUGGCCACGGCAGGAGCACCGAAUCCCGAUCUGAAGCCAUUCCGAAGUCUGCUAGUAAUCUGGAACGACAUCAUUUAGAAACACUUCUUCAGAUUCUCUCAAGCAACUCAGAUGCUUCAGCUCAAGAGCAGAUCUUAAUCACUCUCUGUAACAUCUCAGCAUUUUCCACAAACCAUGAUAUAAUUCGGAAUUUAGAUGGUAUUCGUAUUAUUGGAGGGUUCCUUUCACACGCUGAUCCGAAAAUAAAAGCAGGUGCUCUUAAUGUACUCAACAACCUGAGCUUGAACCUACCAAAUCAGGAGCAAAUACAGGCUUUUAUAAAUGAAGUAUUAAAGGAUAUCACAGAGUGUUUGUUAAAUUCUGAAGUCCAGCUGGCUGGCCUGAGACUGGUGAUCAAUAUGUCAGUCACCAAUAAGUACCAUGAAAAGAUGGAAGAUUCUGUUCCAAAUCUACUCUAUUUACUAGAUGAAGGAAAUGACACCACCAAGAUACACACAUUAAAACUUCUUGUGAACAUGUCUGCAAAUCCUUUGAUGACUAGACCUCUCCUUGCAAAUAAGGCACCAUCAUUGUUCCCGUCGCUCUUUGAUGGCAGCAUUAAUAGGGAUGUACUCAUAAGAGCCCUGAGUUUUACAGCAAAUCUUUCUGAGAACCUGGCUAAAGAGCAGCAGUAUGAUGGCCCCCGUCACCUUAAAGAAGACUCCAUCUAUGCAGUUCUGUUUAAAGAUCCAGCAGUACUCCAAAGAAAUCUUGUACCAUUAUUACUCUUCCCCGACAUGGAAAUAAAAGAAGAAGCCUAUAGAUGUAUUAGAAGUACUGAAACAUUACUAAUGUAACGCAGGAAAAGUUCUUCGUUUUUUAUCUUCAGUAAUAAACUUGUUAAACCUGAAGUGGUGGAAGUGUUAGCAUUAUCCACUAAUGGUACUACAUGUCAGCCUCGACAAAUACGGAGGUGCAAACACCUUCGCACAAUAACCUUGGCUCAUUGGGCACCUUCUCCACCCUGAGGCCUCGUCCACAUUUCCAUGUCCGUGACACAUCCAUGAAAAAAAGCGUACGUGUGUCAUCCAUGAAGAUGUCCAUGAAGGAUCAGUGAU
Molecule: messenger RNA, 1375 nt
Organism: Bufo bufo (common toad)
Lineage: Eukaryota; Metazoa; Chordata; Amphibia; Anura; Bufonidae
Gene: ARMC10
Product: armadillo repeat containing 10
Exons: 6
Coding region: 137-1114 (325 amino acids)
Cellular component (GO): mitochondrion
Molecular function (GO): protein binding
Source: RefSeq, a predicted model, not a curated record